ACGUUUCGGGAAAUUAUUUUUCUGCAGUCCUUUCGGAAUCAUCCUAACAUUGUGAAGCUGCACAGCAUACACAGGGCUUUGAACAACCGCGACAUCUACCUCGGCUUCGAGUAUAUGGAGACUGACCUGCACAAUGUCAUAAAACGCGGUAACAUUCUGAAGGACAUACACAAGCGGUAUAUAAUGUACCAAAUGUUGAAAGCUACGAAGUACAUACAUUCAGGGAACGUGAUACACAGGGACCAAAAACCUAGUAAUGUCCUUAUAGAUAGUGCUUGUAGGGUGAAAAUAGCUGACUUCGGUCUGGCCAGAUCCGUAUCCAGCAUGUAUUCGGGCGGGGAGGAGGGCGCUGAUCCAUGUCUCACUGAUUACGUUGCGACCCGCUGGUACCGUGCUCCUGAGAUACUCAUCGCCAGCAAGAAGUUUGUGUUAAUAUUUACUUAUCUCUGA
Molecule: messenger RNA, 450 nt
Organism: Diatraea saccharalis (sugarcane borer)
Lineage: Eukaryota; Metazoa; Arthropoda; Insecta; Lepidoptera; Crambidae
Source: the annotation of a GenBank genome assembly